This is a messenger RNA of Trichomycterus rosablanca, 1569 nucleotides long. It is a transcript of the gene tp53i13, whose product is annotated as tumor protein p53 inducible protein 13. The coding region runs from base 1 to 1440 and encodes 479 amino acids. NCBI's taxonomy places the organism in Eukaryota, Metazoa, Chordata, Actinopteri, Siluriformes, Trichomycteridae. Gene Ontology annotation, cellular component: cytoplasm. The transcript is spliced from 9 exons. The record is from RefSeq and is a predicted model, not a curated record.
AUGAGGUUCCCAGCAGAGACCUCAUUGUAUGUACUUCGAUCCUUGUUAUGGAUCUUCCUGAUCAGCUCUGUGCACUCAGAACUGGAUGAAGACUGCGAUAAUGGCAAGGCAAAACUGGAGAUAGACCUUCCUAAAUCUGAUGAACUCGUAUGUUCAGAUUCUAAAUCACUUUCAACAGAGAGGCUUCCUGAUGUUUCCAUAACGUAUCCUCUUCAGCCAACUCACCAAGUCUGCAUGGAUACACCCAUCAUUUACAAUCACACCAUUCCCAACAGUGGAGCUCACAGGCCUGUAGGAGCACAAAAUGGAGAGUACUGGUACUGCCCCCCUCAGCGCUGGAUAAACAAUCUAAAGGAUGGCGCCGUAGUGCUCCUGUUUCACCCCUGUGCUCCAGAGGAAGCUCGUAUGAGUCUGGCCAUGAUGGCUCACUCCUGCCUUUCUCAUUUUAUCCUCACAGUUCAUCCCCAACUCAGCACAGACAGACCGUAUGCUCUGGUCUCCUGGGGUCGGACAUUAGAGAUGUCCCACAUCACCGCAGCAGGAGUUUGUGAGUGGUUACACACAGCUUUCUCCAGCGUAAACCUAAUUACAGAAAACAAAAGACACAAUUACAGUCUUUAUAUGACAAAGGCUGUACUAGUGGACAGAGCACUGAGGACUACAGUAAAGUCUGUAAGAAUGUGCUGUCUGGAGGCUUUGUCAAGAUAUAAGAGGACAGCAAGAGCGAGGAAGAGACGAGCAGCUCUCAGGCCUCCAAAAACAGAAGUAAAGGGACAAGAUGAACGCUCAGAAAAACCUGCUCUCAGGACCUCUGACUCCAUAAAGCUUGACCCUACCAACACAAAACUAUUAAACAUAAGUAAGGACAACAGUUUACCCUCAGUGGGUUCUCAUGACCCUAACCCAGUGAAACAUGAUGAAGGUGGUGUAGAGAUGCAUGAAAGGACAUCAGAGAAAAGGAAUCAUCCCAGCGGAGGUAAAACAGAGCAGGACAAGGAGUUUAGUAAACCUCAUUUACAGAUGGAUGUAAAGUCUAACCAGAGUUCUGAAAAGCAUCACAUUAGGACAGAUACAAAGGAGCAGAGUACAGAAGAAGGCUGUGGAGGUCACUGUGGACCUCCUGAAGUCGUGUUGGAAGGGUCUUUACGAGGCCGCAAGAUGCCUGUCCCGCGCACUGAUGAGGCGGUAUGGGCAGCAGUGGCUCUAGGCUUCCUGUUGGUGCUGCUGACACUCUCAAUACUGCACACACGUCUGUACCGUCACUGGCGUGCACCAGCCAGUCUGUACUGGCAGGAGAACCAACAGGACUACGAGAGUGUUGCAGACAUAAUUCGCAGGAGGCUAAAGAUGGUGGGCAGGAGAAAAAGAAGGGCGAGUAAAAUUCGGAGGAAGGAGUGCCUUCUACUACCUAACACCAGCACAGAUAAUGACUCUGAUUGACUCACUUCUGAGAAAUCUGAUCUGCCUGUAAAUGUUGGCAGAACUGCUAAUGAAUGUGGAACAUCAACAUGAUAUACAGUAUUCAGAAUUUAAUCACAACACCCCCAAAAGGGUGCUUUUAUUCUACAA